AUGGUUCUCCAAAACCAAGUCUCCAUGGCAAUAAAACUCCUAACCAGCCUGGGUUGGUGUGUCAACCUGGAAAAAUCCGUAAUCACUCCAACAAAAUCCAUCGAGUUCUUGGGAAUAGAGUGGAACACUCGCCACAACCACAAGUGUUUACCUCCCAACAAAGUAAACAAAAUCCGACGGAGUCUCAGCACACGUCUGGCUGCCGGCAGUGGGACCCUCAAGCAGGCACAACGCCUCUUAGGGUUUCUCAACUUUGCAACCUUCAUUACCCACCGGGGGAGGUUACAUUGCCGCGAUCUGCAACGGCACAGCAACAGAUUACGCAAGAACCCUCACAAGCUUGUCCUUUACCCAGUCGAAGUACAAGUCGAACUAGAAUGGUGGUUAAAAAACAUAGAUCAAAAGACCUCCAUACAUCCGAAACCACUACCAACAAAUUACAUGAGCAUCACGGUCGCCUCGGACAUAAAAUGGGGAGCAGUGAUCAACAACAACCCGGUACAAAGAGUGUGGUCUCAGAACCAGAGGUCUUGGCACUGCAAUCUAAAAGAAAUGUAUGCAGUAAUAGCAGCCCUCACAUCGGAAGCGACAGUACUCAAGAAUUCGAAACUGAUUCUCCAAAGCGACAGCAAUACCGUGGUCUCAUACAUCAAAAACGAGGGCGGAACGAGAUCAAAACCAUUACUGCGACUAACGAAACAACUGCUGACUCUGGCGGACAGCCUCGGUGUUGUAAUAAUCCCUCACCACCUCCCAGGGAUGUACAAAACCGAAGCCGACCACCUCUCACGCAAUCGCGCCGGCUCAGAAUGGCAUCUAAAAAGCGAGGCAACGACGUUAAUAUUCAGCAAAUGGGGAACCCCAAACGUCGACUUAUUCGGGUCAAAGACGGCACACGUCGUCCCAAAUUACGUUACGCUCGACUUGUUAGACUCGAACGCCUACUAUCACGACGCGUUCAGCAAAUGUUGGCGUUACAAUAUCGCAUGUAUAUUUCCUCCGCCAGGACUGCUCCCACAAGUCUUACAACACCUCAACUCAGCGACGGGACAGUUCAUUGUGGUAGCUCGCAAAUGGAAGAAACCCUUCUGGCGAGCAGACAUGAAGAACCGAGCACUCUCUCGCCCAAUAAAAAUACCGAAUCUACAAACCAACCUAGUGGACACGGUGACAGGCCUUCCUCCAGCUCAAGCCCAGCACCUACAGUUGGAAGCCUGGUUCGUAUCGGGUGGGACUCCUUGA
Pectinophora gossypiella (pink bollworm) is the source of this 1242-nucleotide messenger RNA. RefSeq lists its product as uncharacterized. NCBI's taxonomy places the organism in Eukaryota, Metazoa, Arthropoda, Insecta, Lepidoptera, Gelechiidae. The coding region runs from base 1 to 1242 and encodes 413 amino acids. The record is from RefSeq and is a predicted model, not a curated record. The transcript has a single exon. Gene Ontology annotation, molecular function: nucleic acid binding.